Molecule: messenger RNA, 1116 nt
Organism: Paramecium tetraurelia
Lineage: Eukaryota; Ciliophora; Oligohymenophorea; Peniculida; Parameciidae
Exons: 3
Biological process (GO): regulation of membrane potential; potassium ion transmembrane transport
Molecular function (GO): voltage-gated potassium channel activity
Source: RefSeq, a predicted model, not a curated record
AUGAGAUUUAUCAAAAUCAUACAUCUUUUAGGAUUAGCAAAAUUAAAGCUAUUCUUUGAUAAAAUAGAGGAUGCUAUUUAAUUAAACAUCAUGCUCUCUACAAUAGUUAGCUUUGUUAAAUUGAGUUAGUUUGUAUUAUUUUGGUCUCGUUGGUUAGGAUGCAUAUUCCAUAAUAUUACUGUCAAAGAAGCUUCUCAAGACAAUUGGCUUCAUUAUUAUGGCAUAUAUGAAGAAGAUUGGUCAGCUAGAUACAUCAAUUCUCUCUACUGGGCUUAUACAACAAUUUAUACAGUUGGCUAUGGAGACUUCUCCCUUAGAACUUCUUUGGAAAGACUAUUUGGAAUAUUCUUUUUGAUUAUUGCCACUGUAGUCUUGUUACUUCAAAUCGCAUUGGUUGAUAAAAAGGCUGAAAUUCGUAAAAAGUCAAAUUAAUCGCGUUAUAGAAUAAAGUAAAUAAAUACCUCACUUUUAUUUGGGAACAAGAGGCUAUCUUUAAUCUUGAAAAUAUAACCGAUAAUCUAUUUUAUGCUCACAAAUUUGAAUUUGAAAUCCAGUUAAUGGUACUACAUGUCUUUAAGUACUUUCACUAAAUCAAAUUGUAAUGAGAAAUGUCACAUAUUAAUUUCCAUAUUCAACUGUACAAUUUUAGGCUAUUAUCCUCUUUAAAGAUGUAAUUUUAAAAUGACAUUCCUCGAAUAGGUGACAAAGACCUUCAAAUAAUACACAGCUUUAUAUAUAGAAUUCAUUUUCUUUGAGAAUGAACCCAUAACAACAGAAAAGCAUCUCUAUUUAAUUCAAAGUGGAAAUAUUGAAAUUAUUUUACAAAGAUGCAAUCAGAAAUUCAAUAAACUUGAAUAUAAAGGACUAUACUGGUUUCUUUACAGGAUUAUCUUUUACAGCAUCUUUUACAUCGAUAAGUCGUUGUUUUAGCAAUUAUUGAAAUCUAAUCAAAUUGAUUUACUAUUAAAAUUAUAGAUAAAAUUAUAGGAAAGAUUUCAUUAAAUCAAAAAUGAAAUAAAAUUUAAUAAGGGUUAUCAUCAAUUUAAUGCUUUUGUUAUGACUGUCUUAGAGAUGGUCAAACAGUAAAAGUAAUGGAUUGUCCAGAUAUGCAUUUGA